CGUAGACUUAGUACUAUAAGCUGUACUACUGAGUACGCUACCCCUUUAUAUAGGAGAUUCUCUCUCUCUGUAGUAGCUCCUUAUGCAACUGCAAUUAUGACAUCGCUGUACCUCGCCUAGUUUGCGAAAACUAGGCGAAAGGGCGGAAGCCUCGCAAUUAGUAGGUCAUUUACCUGCCUAAGGUAGAUACUGUAAGCUUUACGCUGCGGGAGAUCGCUCGUUUGAUCUGCCAACUCUUCCUGUCCACCAGUGACACCACCACCAGGAUUUCCAAUCGUCAUACCGAAUUUACUACAAAAGGAUGGCACGUCCCUGCACUCCCAGGGGCGUAUCUAGGUAUCUCCCCAUUCUCAUUCUCAUUCUCAUUCUCACGCCCGCCCCCCGCGAGCUGGUUUGUUACUGGGCCAAAAGUAAACAAUGCCUUUCUCCAGCCUGGCCGUCACGUACUUGGCCGUGACUCUGGCGUCGGCACAGACAGUGUACCUCAUCCGCCAUGGGGAAAAGCCCGCGGACGGGAGCAAUGGCCUCACAGCGCAAGGAUUGCAAAGAGCUCAGUGCCUGAGGACUGUAUUCGGGGCGUCUUCCGAGUAUAGCAUUGCUUACAUUGUUGCUGAGCAGCCCAAGUCAAGUGGCAAAAGAACCCGCCCUCUGUUGACAGUUCAGCCACUAGCAACCGACUUGGGUCUGACGGUUGAUACCUCAUGUGAUCGAGAUGACGCGGAUUGCGUUGCUGAUCUGGUUGAUGAUUAUAACGGCCCAGGAAACAUUUUGAUUUGCUGGGAACAUGAUAAUUUAUCGGAUAUUGUGAAGGCUAUGGGAGACAAAAACCCGCCGAGCUACCCAGAUGAUGCCUUCAACUUGAUAUGGACAGAUCCGUCUCCUUACAAGGGUAUCACAACGACCACCUCGGAGAAUUGUGCAGGCUUGGACAGCUAAGAGGGGAAUCUCGUGAACUGGGAAGGAGUGAGGCAUUACUGUAAAACAAAGAAAGGGUUCCAACAAAUAAUGUACCACCACAAAGAGUGGCUGAACCUUAGAGAGGUAAUCAAUUUUCAUGAAGUCUUCUUUCGUUCCUAUCAUGGCCUCAUAUUGCAGAACUUCGCUACUCAUGACGACCAAGAACAUAUCCC
Molecule: messenger RNA, 1130 nt
Organism: Cadophora gregata
Lineage: Eukaryota; Fungi; Ascomycota; Leotiomycetes; Helotiales; Ploettnerulaceae
Exons: 3
Coding region: 418-936 (172 amino acids)
Source: RefSeq, a predicted model, not a curated record